GCUGGGCAGGCUGCAGGCUCUCUCCUCGGUGUCCCACCCGCCGCCCCAGCCGGGGUUACAGCCCGUGUGCCCCCCGGGGGAGCGGGGCCGAGCUGCCCGGCGGAGGAGGAGCCGGGUCUGCCCGGGGGGGCCGCCGGGAGGGGGCAGGGCGGCUGUCGCGCCCUCCCCGAGGCGAGGUGAUGCUCGUCCACGUGUCAGGGAGAUUUAAAAAGUUUGGCCAGGGAGCGAGGGCAUGCCCAGAAGAGUGGCUGGCAGGCAGCGCGGGGGACACCGCGGGCAUGGCCGGCCUCUGCCAGCAGCCGCCCGCAGCCACCCCUCGGCGCAGCCCGAGGAAGGCAGGGGACGGCGGGGCGCUGCCGGGGUCCCCGCUGCUGCUGCUGCUUCUCCUCGCCUCCUCCAUGUCUGCUUGCAAAGGUGCACCAAUGCCAUCUCAGGCACUUGAGGCAGAUGAGGAUUUGCAGCUGUGGAAAGAGAUAGACGAUGCAUGUUCUGCCUACCUGUCCACAGAUUCUCAGCCUCAGACAUCCAGUAUACUGGAAGAACUCUGCUUUCUGGUAAUCGGAUUUCUCCAGAAACCACAGGAUUUAGAUGAAAAAGACAACACCAAAAGGUUCUUAUUUCAUUAUUCUAAGACUCAUGACUCAGGCAACUCAGACAUCAUGUCGUCUGUCCUGCAUCCUUUACUGCAACUCGUUCCCCAGCUUAAUGAGAGAAGACUGAAGAGAUACAAAGUGGACGAAGAACUUCAAGGGCCUGGAGGGAUUCAAAGCAGAGGCUACUUUUUCUACAGGCCACGCAAUGGAAGGAGAUCAGUGGAUUUUCGCUAAGGAGGAUUUCGGAUUCCUGACCUAGAGCUAAUACUGUACGAGUGCCGAGUACAUGGACAUACUGUUUUCCUUAGAAAAAUUAAUCACUACCAAUGUACAAUUAAAAAACACUAGUAUGUAAACAUUCUUAAACUAGAUUGUUAAGGAUUCAAAAGUUUCUUUACUUUCUUGAUUAUAUUAAAAACAUAUUAAAAUUAUUUGUUUCUUAGUGUUAUGAUGUUUACAAUUGUGUGUAAUGUAUUUGUAAAAAUGUGCAUGCAGCAGAUAUUGCCUCUAACAACCGUUAUGUACAUUUAUUUUCCCUUAUAA
Molecule: messenger RNA, 1136 nt
Organism: Falco peregrinus (peregrine falcon)
Lineage: Eukaryota; Metazoa; Chordata; Aves; Falconiformes; Falconidae
Gene: NMU
Product: neuromedin U
Exons: 10
Coding region: 180-827 (215 amino acids)
Biological process (GO): regulation of smooth muscle contraction
Molecular function (GO): neuromedin U receptor binding
Source: RefSeq, a predicted model, not a curated record